Molecule: messenger RNA, 2640 nt
Organism: Trematosphaeria pertusa
Lineage: Eukaryota; Fungi; Ascomycota; Dothideomycetes; Pleosporales; Trematosphaeriaceae
Exons: 1
Coding region: 1-2640 (879 amino acids)
Source: RefSeq, a predicted model, not a curated record
AUGAGUAUCCCGAGCCAGAACCACAAGCGCACCCAUGAUGGCUACACGCCCGCUGACCUUCGACACGCCGUCCCCGCGCAGAAGAAGCAGCACACGGCCUCGAAUGGGCCGCAUGCCAUUGCUAACCAGGCGAACGUUGGCGCUGUCCAUCCACUCCUCAGCCAGAUGUCAUUUGGCGCACCGCAACCUGCGCCGCGACCAGUCCAGCACCACCCUGGCCCGUAUGCCGCUCACGCUGGCGCUCAUCAUCAUCAAGGUCAGCCGUGGCUCGCGAAUGGACAGCAGCAUCCACAGAAUGGUGUCCCUCGUUCUCAUCUCGCCUUCGACCCUCGUCUCCAGGCUUCCUUCCCCAAUGGCGCGGCACCGAAUGCUAACUAUGGCGGCUUCCACAGCGGUCAUCCCGGCGGACCUCAGCACCCGAUGCAGCAGCAGCAAGCUUUUCAAGCACACCGCUUUCAACAAGGUCAGGCUUCCCCAUAUUCGCCUGUGAUCCCGAAUCGGCAUCCGUCACCAUACAUUGUUAACGGGCAGCAUAAUGCUCACCCCGGCGGACUACAAAACCCGAUGCCGCAGCAUGCCAUCCAUACUCCCGCCUUUCAACAAGGCCAGGCCUCCCCGUAUUCGGCCAUGAUGUCGAACCAACGUCCACCGACACCCUUCGUCAACGGACAGCCUAAUGGACAUCCUGGAAGCCGUCAGGACUCUAUGGAGCCGCAACCUGUGCACGCGGCUGGCGCCCAAGCCCAAGUGCACGGCGGCGUGCUAUUGAAUCAGCGUCCGGCGACACCCUUGGUUAACGGCCAGAACAACGGCCAUCACGGAGGCCUUCAGUACCAUGUGCAGCAGCAACAUAUUCAGAGUCCUCGCCCUCACGAAGACGUCCGUUCUGUUCACAAUGGUCAACCUGGAGGUCACCAGCAUCUUGCGCAGCAGCAGCCUGCUCCAGCCCUCCGGGCCCCGGCACCCAGCGUCACCUUGCGGCGCCAGAUUGUGCCCUCAUCUCCGUAUAUCUCGCCAUACUCUUCCAUCGGCCCACCCACCGAUCCUCCUGCAGACCCCCAGCGGGUUGCCUCCCAACAGCCCGCUCCAGCUCCAGCUCCCACUCCAGCUCCUCCCCAGCAGCACCCUCCAACCAGGUACCUCUCCGACGCCGACGAGUUCGACUCCACUCUCGACAGUAUCCUAGGCAACAACCCCCCUGGCCACGUCUACGACGACGCCCUACUCGCUUUUGGCGCCGAGAUCCUCAAAGAGCGCGAACCCGCGCUGCAAGACCGCGACCUGCCGAACAUCGAGCAAGGUCUGCGGCGCAAACUCAAGCAACCUCCUCCACCACCGCCAGAGAAACGCCCACUACCUGAUCCCCAGCGCGUCGUGGAGCUCGGGUUCCUCAGGUACCUCUCGAAGCCUAUAUACGACGAGAAGGAGACGCCGCGCCUGGUCCCGGAGCUGGACACUGAUGAGGACCUGCACGUCCCACAGGGAGAAGAGGGGGAUGAUAAUAUGGAAGACGCCAGCAGCGUCCACACGCCCGAGUCCGUCGUCGACGUCACAGACUCCUUCGCCGCCGCAGCCCAGGAAGUCGCCCAGUCCUCCAUUGACGACUUCAUCCAAAGGUUCUCCGACCCAGCCGAGCAGGACAUGUACGUGCGCGCCCACGGGUACCACAACGCCACGCAGUUCGCCCUCGAGCAAGUCGCGCGCCUCUGCCUGGACUCUUCUUCCCCCUCUUCAGCCGCGUUCUGGGGCCCUCACGGCUGGGUCGACAUCCCCGGCGUCGGCAUGAUCCUGGGGCCGGCCGAUCGUGAGCAGAUGGCGGUGCGGCCAGACGCCGCGUGCAAAGCGGCCGAGGAGCCGGAGGCGGUUGAGCAAGCGGCGAAGGAGAAGAGGGAGCGGGAGGAAGAGGUGGAGAAGGAAGCGCGCCGGCAGGAGAUGUGGGAGAAGGAGAAACAGCAGCAGCGCGAGCAGGAUGAAGCGAUCCAGGAGCGCAUGCGUAAGGCGAGGGAGGAGAAGGAGGCGCGGGAGAAGCAGAGUGCCGCGGAGGCGGAGAGGAUUGCUGCGGAGAGGAGGAGGGAGUUUGAGGAGCGGCGCGGUGCUGCUGCUGGGGGAGAGCAAGUUCAGGGUCGCGGCGAGAAUCAGAAUCAGCGACAGGGACUGCAAGUGCAAGAGCUGCAACAACAGCAACAGCAGCAACUGCAGCAGCAGCAGCAGCAGCAGCAGCAGCAUACGACCACCACCUCCCCCACAGCCCUCCCCCCUGCCCCCCAACCCACCACUACCACCACCACCACAUCCCCCGUCCCCGCCCCUCCAACACCCACCCCGAAACCCCAACCCGCCUUCCUAAAGUCCUUCCUCGAAAAAUACGCCACCAUGUCCCCCGCGCAAAAGCAGCGCGCCAUCACGGACCAGCGCAAAGAAAUCGAAUACAUCGACGAGUCGCUGGCCAGCGACCCGCGACCCCCGGGCACCGACCGCACGCGCUGGCGCAACAACCAGAACCGGCAUCGGCGCGAGGCGGUCGCGAAGCUAGAAGCCGUGGGUGUCGAUGUCGAGGGGAUGAAGGGCGGGCGGAAGAGGCGGGCGGAGUCGGAGGCGCUGGCAGGAGAGCUGGAGGGGGCGAAGAAGCAGAGAGUGUAG